Molecule: messenger RNA, 4365 nt
Organism: Sarcophilus harrisii (Tasmanian devil)
Lineage: Eukaryota; Metazoa; Chordata; Mammalia; Dasyuromorphia; Dasyuridae
Gene: SRRM1
Product: serine and arginine repetitive matrix 1
Exons: 19
Coding region: 969-3506 (845 amino acids)
Biological process (GO): mRNA processing; regulation of mRNA splicing, via spliceosome
Cellular component (GO): spliceosomal complex
Molecular function (GO): RNA binding
Source: RefSeq, a predicted model, not a curated record
CCUCGCGGCCCGGAAGGCUGGAGAAAUACGAAGCGGGCCGCUGCUUUUACGUGUUUGUAUGCUUGUUUACUUAAGUGGAACGGCAGAGGAGGGCGGCUGAAGGACUCGGCUGCACUGCGCUCCCCCAACCGCCGCCGCCUCGCUAACUGCUGACGCGCCCCAGACGAAAGCCUCCCGACCAAUCUCUCCCCACAUUACACGUCCAGGACGGUCACGGCCUUCGCCUACGGGUCGGCGGACGGGCCCUUCAGCUAAGAGCGAAGUCACGAGCGAGUACCGUCACGUGCUACUAACAGGAAAAAAAAAUUUCUUCGCUUCAGUCGAAGCAAAGAGGAAAAAGAAAAGGGGCGGAGCUCCCUAGGUCCGUCCUUUCCAUUGGUCGCGAGCCGCCUCCUCUACUGGCUCCCUUGCGCUUCGCCGAGCUGGCCCGGAAACGCCGACGAGAAAGGAGCGUGCCAGCUGGGCAGGCCCGGAAGCGAGGGGGCGGGUCGGACCUUCAGCGCGCGCGCCCCGGCGCUCGGGUUUCCUUUCCCCAGUCCCGCCUUCCGUCGGCGUCGGCGUCGGCGUCGACAGUGGCGGCGCGGUGCACUGUGGGAUAGGGAGCGAUCGCCGUGCGAGGCAGCAAGAUGGACGCGGGAUUCUUCCGCGGAACAAGUGCAGAACAGGACAAUCGUUUCAGCAAUAAACAGAAGAAGCUACUGAAGCAAUUGAAGUUUGCAGAAUGUCUAGAAAAAAAGGUAGACAUGGGCAAAGUAAAUUUGGAGGUGAUAAAGCCUUGGAUUACAAAACGAGUAACAGAAAUUCUUGGAUUUGAGGAUGAUGUAGUAAUUGAAUUCAUUUUCAACCAGCUGGAAGUGAAGGCCUGAACCAAAAUGGAAGUUAUUCCUUGCGUCUGAAGUAUAGCACCAUCACCUUAUUAGGUCACAGCAGAGUGAGUGUCCCAAUGUCGCUCUGACCCAACUCCCUUGAUGAUGCAGUGUGUGCUGGAGAAUCCAGAUUCCAAAAUGAUGCAGAUUAACCUGACUGGAUUCUUGAAUGGGAAAAAUGCUAGAGAAUUUAUGGGAGAGCUGUGGCCCUUGUUGUUGAGCGCACAGGAAAACAUUGCUGGGAUCCCUUCUGCUUUCUUGGAACUGAAAAAGGAAGAAAUAAAACAAAGACAGAUUGAACAAGAAAAACUUGCAUCUAUGAAGAAACAAGAUGAAGACAAAGAUAAGAGGGACAAAGAAGAAAAGGAGAGCAGCAGAGAAAAAAGGGAACGAUCUAGAAGCCCCAGAAGACGCAAGUCCAGAUCUCCUUCCCCCAGAAGACGAGCCUCCCCUGUCCGACGAGAGAGAAAGCGAAGUCAUUCUCGAUCUCCUCGUCAUAGAACCAAGAGCCGAAGCCCUUCCCCUGCUCCAGAAAAGAAAGAAGAAAUCCCAGAACUUCCAGAACCUUCAGUGAAAGCCAAGGAACCUUCAAUACAAGAGGCAACCUCUACAAGUGACAUUCUGAAAGCUCCCAAACCUGAACCUAUACCAGAACCGAAGGAACCUUCACCAGAAAAAAAUUCAAAAAAGGAAAAAGAAAAGGAGAAAACCCGCCCAAGGUCUCGAUCACGAUCCAAAUCGAGAUCACGAACACGUUCCCGAUCCCCUUCUCAUACUCGACCUAGACGACGUCAUAGAACACGAUCGAGGUCAUAUUCACCUAGAAGACGUCCAAGUCCAAGAAGGCGGCCAUCUCCUCGACGAAGAACCCCACCAAGACGAAUGCCUCCUCCACCAAGGCAUAGAAGAAGUCGAUCUCCUGUGAGACGAAGGCGGCGCUCAUCAGCAUCUCUCUCUGGCAGCAGCUCGUCAUCAUCAUCUUCCCGUUCCCGGUCACCUCCAAAGAAGCCACCCAAAAGAAUCUCCAGCCCCCCUAGAAAAACUCGUAGGCUUUCUCCAUCUUCAAGUCCUCCACGGCGAAGACAUCGGCCAUCUCCUCCAGCAAGCCCACCGCCAAAAACCCGUCGGUCACCAACGCCCCAGCAGUCAAAUCGUACAAGGAAAAGUCGUGGCUCUGUUUCUCCAGGGAGAACCUCAGGUAAAGCAACAAAACAUAAAGGUACCGAGAAAAGAGAGUCACCUUCACCAGCACCAAAACCUCGGAAAGUAGAGUUAUCCGAAUCGGAAGAAGACAAAGGUGGCAAAAUGGCAGCAGCAGAUUCCGUGCAACAGAGGCGACAGUACCGGAGACAGAACCAGCAGUCUUCUUCUGACUCUGGCUCCUCCUCCUCCUCAGAAGACGAACGACCGAAGAGAUCAAACGUGAAAAAUGGAGAAGUGGGAAGACGUCGACGACAUUCGGCCUCUCGGAGUGCAUCCCCAUCACCACGGAAACGCCAGAAAGAGUCCUCUCCUCGGAUGCAGAUGGGAAAGAGAUGGCAAUCGCCAAUGAUUAAAAGUAGUAGGCGGAGAAGAAGUCCAUCACCUCCACCGGCUAGACGACGGCGUUCCCCUUCUCCGGCCCCUCCACCCCGGCGGCGGCGAUCUCCCACACCACCACCUCCACCACCACGGCGCAGGACUCCUUCUCCUCCCCCACGUCGACGCUCACCUUCUCCAAGAAGAUACUCUCCUCCAAUACAGAGAAGAUACUCUCCUUCCCCGCCUCCUAAGAGAAGAACGGCUUCCCCACCACCACCUCCCAAGCGAAGGGCAUCACCUUCGCCUCCCCCAAAGCGACGGGUCUCCCAUUCUCCACCUCCGAAGCCAAGAAGUUCCCCUGUUACAAAGAGACGUUCCCCUUCCUUAUCUUCUAAGCAUAGGAAAGGGUCCCCCCCUAGCCGAUCCACCCGAGAAACCCGGUCUCCUCUACCAAACAAACGGCAUUCACCUUCACCACGGCCUCGAGUUCCUCAUACCUCUGCAAGUCCUACCCCACUCCGAAGAGGAGCUUCAUCUUCACCCCAAAGAAGGCAGUCCCCAUCACCAAGCACUAGGCCUAUCAGGAGAGUCUCCAGAACCCCAGAGCCCAGAAAAGCAAAAAAGGCUGCCUCACCAAGUCCCCAGUCUGUAAGAAGGGUCUCAUCCUCCAGAUCUGCCUCCAGAUCUCCUGAGCCAGCAGCUAAGAAACACCAAGCACCUCCAUCCCCCACCCAGUCUCAAUCCCCAUCCACGAAUUGGUCGCCAGCAGCACCUGUCAAGAAGGCUAAAAGCCCCACACCAAGCCCAUCCCCUGCCAGGAAUUCAGACCAGGAGGGUGGUGGGAAGAAAAAGAAGAAAAAGAAGGACAAGAAACACAAAAAGGACAAGAAGCACAAAAAACACAAAAAACAUAAGAAGGAGAAGGCUGCAGCGGCUGCCGCUGCUGCUGCUGCCGUAGCAUCCACCACCACAUCAGCCCAGGAAGAGCCUGAAGCAGAGACAGAGCCCAAAAAGGAGACUGAGAGCGAAGCUGAAGACAACCUGGAUGAUCUAGAGAAACACCUUCGGGAAAAGGCGCUGAGGUCGAUGAGAAAGGCGCAAGUGUCCCCACAGUCCUAGAUAGGGCUGUUUGUUAUAAUGUACAUUUGAUUGGGUUUGUACUCAGAUUCCAUUUCACAAUUGCUAAAAUGUGUUUGAGCUUUAGGCUAUAACAUUUGUUGUCAUAAUUGCUAGGUUGAGGUUCACCAUGUAAAAACAAAAGGGCAUGGAUUUACAUUACAAAAGGUGUCCACAGUGUACUAGUGACAUUCAUUGACAGCCAACAUAACUUCAUUUAGAGUGAAACAUUUUUAAGGGGAAAAAAUUUUUUAAAAGGGGUUUAAGUACAGCUGACAACCGGCUGCUUCCUUUAAAUCCUCUCCCACCCCUGGCCGUACACAGAGAUUAUCUUUUAAGUUCUUGUUCACUUCUUGGCCCCCAUUUAAGUUAUGAGGCUUUGACCUUGAAGCUGCCCGGAAGAGAGACCACUGUUCACCAGAAGGCGACAGAAGCGCUUUUAAUGCACACUUUCCUGUUGCUGUCGUCUCUGCUGAAGUGAAUCCAGAUAAGAACUCUUAGGAUGGUCCUGAAAAUGAGGACAUGUCAUUUGCCAGGACACUGUGGGCUUACACUGAUGUAACUUGUUGAUUUGGAACACUGGAAUUCCAUUUUUUCCUGUCUUGUUCCCCUACCCCCAUCCCCAUCCCCCAUUUGCUUGUAAGGACAGUUAUGCCCCAGAAAGGUUCCUUCAGUUACAUACAAUUCUGUUUGUGAAAUGACAUCAUUGCCCCAUUCAUAAUUCUUGUCUUUGUUAGCGUUCUUCCAGUUGGUAGACUGAACUUUCAGAGCUCUUGCUUUUGAAAAGUGGAAGGAUCUCAAUUUUGGAUAUUGUCAUGUUUUCACUGUUUUAUUUUAUUUUAUUUUAUUUUUUGUUUUUUUU